Octopus sinensis (East Asian common octopus) is the source of this 4036-nucleotide messenger RNA. Its product is annotated as probable glutamate--tRNA ligase, mitochondrial. The transcript has 14 exons. The coding region runs from base 13 to 1602 and encodes 529 amino acids. Lineage: Eukaryota; Metazoa; Mollusca; Cephalopoda; Octopoda; Octopodidae. Gene Ontology annotation, molecular function: ATP binding; glutamate-tRNA ligase activity; tRNA binding. The record is from RefSeq and is a predicted model, not a curated record. Gene Ontology annotation, biological process: glutamyl-tRNA aminoacylation.
AUAUAUUUCGUUAUGGCGGUGCUUACAAGUUUAUUUCACCGUUUCCAGUUGUGGAAUGUUUAUCAGUUUGGGAAAGAAUGUCAUUUAAGCAAAAUCGUGCGUUGGUCACAUACAAAUGUCAGAGUACGUUUUGCUCCAAGUCCAACAGGAUUUUUACACCUCGGAGGUCUACGCUCAGCUCUUUAUAAUUAUAUUUUUGCUAAAUCCAAAGGAGGAACUUUUAUACUUCGAAUAGAAGACACUGACCAGACUCGAUUGGUACCUGGAGCAUUGGAAAAACUACAGGACAGUUUAGAAUGGGCAGGAAUAAUGCAAGAUGAAGGGCCAAGAGCUGGAGGAAAGUAUGGCCCUUAUAUUCAGUCUGAAAGAUGUCAUAUUUACCAGGAAAAGAUACAAAUUCUCUUGGAGAAUGGAAGUGCUUACCGAUGCUUUUGUUCAAAUAAGCGAAUAGAACUGAUAAGAAGAGCAGCCCUGAGCAGAGGAGAAACUCCAAAGUAUGAUAACAAAUGCCAACACUUAACACAGAAAGAAAUUGAUGCUAAAAUGAAAGAUAAUAUUCCAUAUGUCAUACGUUUCAAAUUAAAACUCAAUGAAACACCGUGGGAAGAUGUUGUACAUGGAACAAUUGUUAAUGAUAUUGCUUUGGUGGAAGGUGAUCCAAUUCUUAUAAAAUCUGAUCAGUUUCCAACUUAUCAUUUUGCCAACGUUGUGGAUGACCAUACUAUGGCAGUUAGCCAUGUUUUAAGAGGUGUGGAAUGGCAAAGUUCUACACCAAAACACAUACAAAUUUAUGAGGCUUUUGGUUGGAAACCUCCUGUAUUUGCUCAUAUGCCACUUCUUGUAAACAAAGAUGGAACCAAAUUAUCAAAAAGACAAGGAGACAUUCAUGUAGAACACUUUAAAGAUCAAGGAUAUUACCCAGAGAGUAUCCUUAAUUUCAUAUGCCAUGUUGGUGGGGGAUUUGGAACUGAUCAAACUGCAGGAAUGUCUUUUGAUGAUUUAAUCAGCAAGUUUUCUUUGGAAAAACUGAAGAAAACUCCAGGUCGACUAGAAUUUGAUAAAAUAAGUAGAUUUAACCAUGAGACACUAAUUCAGAAAAUCCAAGGAAAUGAGCGCCAUGAAAUUUUACAGCAAGUUUUGAAACUUGUCAGUGAGAAAUAUGGAAGCGAAUUUAUUGAGAACAAUGAUGAAAGAUCUUUGCAACAGUAUCUAGAAGCAGUUGUUGACUGGGCCAAGGUGAGAAUCAAUAGAAUUGAGGAUUUACUCUUACCAGAAUUCAAAUUCAUUUGGGUUCAACCUUCUUUUGAUGAUAUAAAGAAUCUGUCUUCUUUCUCGUGUAAUUGCCAACAAGUGUUAGAAUCAACAAUUGAACUACUAGAGACUGAUAAUCACUUCAAACCAGAAACCAUUUCAAAAUUACUUCAUAACCAUGUAAAAGAAUUACAGCUGAAAUUUAAAACUUACAUGCAUCUGCUGCGAUAUUCUAUUAGUGGUAGAAAGGAAGGGCCUGGUGUUGUAGAAAUGAUUUCUCUUCUUGGUCAAAAGCAAACUGUGGAAAGACUAAAAUUGUGCUUAGAACAUAUUAAAUUGAGCCAAACAUGAACUUUUAUGCUGUAAAAAUGGAUCUUAAUUAUUCAUAAUGAAUAUUCAGCUUAGGCCCAAGGUUUCACCUUGGUGUAUGUGCUGAUUGUGUACCUGAAAACAUUGUCAUCUUUGUUGAUUACAUGCACCUGAAAACAAAUCUGAUUAACAGAAUAACAACAAAACAAGAUUUAUAUUUUUUAUAUUUCCUAUUUUCAUAAAAACAAAUCUGUACAUUAUCACCAUCUUGUUUGCCAUGAAAGUAGUUGCUACUGCCAUUUUAUAUAACGGGUGUUAAUAAUUGUAGCAGUAGCAGUUGUUAUAGUGCUGUGGAGAUUUUGCAGGCAGGGGAAAUAGGGAAUUAGACUUAUAUUUCAAAGUAGAAGCACAAUGAUGUAAAACAAAAAUUUGUCUAAAAUAGAUAAUGUUGGAUUAUUCAACAUCUUUGAUGUUUCCACAAUGUUUUGACCAGAUUGUUAUAUAUCUGAUGAUUUUGUCAAAUAAAUAACAUACAUACAGAAUAAAAUAAAUCAAGUUUAACCUUGAGGUUAUCAUAAAUUUAGUUGAUGGAAUUCUAAAGUUUUAUUAUUUUCCUUUAAAUAACUCAGAAUUGCACACAAAAAAAGGACAUGAAUUCUGCCUUUGAUUUGAAAGUGGUAUAAAAAAUUUAAACAUAAUGUGUAAAAAAAUAUGCAAGAUGAUGGGGUUGAUAAAUGAUAAUAAAUAACAUACAUUUUGUACUGUUUGUUUUGUCUAAUCUUUCAUGUCAUAAGAUCUGCUAUAAUGUUCCAAGAGUAAACUUUUUUUUGUGGCUUAUGGUAUUUAUUUAAAUCCAGUGGAUAACACCUUGAGAAACCACAGGAGUCGAUAGGACUUACAACAUUAAUUCUGCUGUAGUAUUAAGGAAAUGAGGUACAUCAUCCUUUGGAUAGUAUGCUUAUUAUAGGCUUAGAUUUCUCAAACGUUUGUCACCCUUAAACCAACUAGGUGUGCUGAAGCAAAUAGAAUUGUUUCCUAGUGACAAUGAUUAAUGAUGAACUCACCUGCAAUAGGAUACAAAAUCAUAAACUGCUAAAUAAACUAUCAAGUUGGUCAUAAAAUUCUAUUUUAUUUAUUAGAAGAGGAGUGUGUGUGUUAAGUUCAUUUGAGAAUGUUUUUACCCCUUUCAAAGUGAGGUUGAUACGUUUAGAGAGCAAUAACUAAAUUCAAUGCCAUAAAUUGCAGCUAGCCAAAUUGAUAGUGCCUUAUUACCAGCUGAAGAGUUAUUGUGAAUCCUGUUGCAAAAGCACUAUAUUUAUCAUUUCUUUAGCUUGCAAUUCUUAGCUCACUCACUUCUCUGGGCCUAGAAAAGCCAAUACAACUGUGUAUUCUUCCUUGAACUAUUGCUUUUCUUUUUUUUUUUUUUUAUUAUCAACAAUAAAAAAAUUUCGAACUAUUUACAUGAAGAUGAGGAUGUUGGCAAUACUCCAACAACUCAAUUGGUUAAUACUAAAAGAUAUGAGGCGGUAUUUCAUGCAAAGGUAAGAACAUUGUAUUAGAUACAUUGCUGUAUCCUAGUUAAUAUAUAUAUAUAAUCUCACAGGUUGAUCUCACAAUUUCAAUGCAUAUCCAUUACCAUUCUUAAAAAGUUAUAUGAAAAGUUAAGAACCAGUAAUUUUUACUGAAAGGCAGAAUACCCUUCAGGUCAACUUCAGCCAUGACUAAAAUGAGCAUUUUUUUUUUAAAUUCAAUUUUUCGAAUUUUCAUUUCAUCCUGAUCUGUCUUACAACUAUUAAAUGUCAUUAACUUUUUUUAAUCUUUAGUUCUCAUUUGUUUUUAGAGUUAGGUAAUAAAAAAAAAUUAUACUGACAGCUUAAAAUACUGCCUACACAAAGUAAAACUUAUCUAGCAAAUAACUUGUCAGUUCUGUCCAGAAUGAUGUGUGAUUCACUGUUAAAAUUGUCAAUGUUUAAACCCAAAUAUUAAAUAUUUUCUUUUUAAUUAUACCAAAGAUAUCCAGUUUUAUACAAACAAAUUAAAUGACUAUUACCAAUUAACUUCAAAAAAAAUUUCACUUUAAGAACACAAAAUAGUUAUAGAUGAUCAUGAAUUUAUUUUUAUUUUUUUUUUACAAAAAGUAUUUGAUAAGUGGUUGAGUCACAUGGCCAUUUUGAGAGAAAUGGGGGAGAAUAAAAGAAUUCUUUGUGAUCUGUGGAAAAUGAGGCAUUCUGGAUAUUUAGCACAAAUUGAACAUGACAAGCCUGUUAAUUGACAUGCUGAAUAGACGAUAUAUUGAGUUAUAUAUAGUCACAGAACAAAUUUCAAUUUUUCUUAAGUUUUUGUUUACCUCAUAAUCAAUUUGUACUAAACUUAUAAUCACUUGCUGUAAUUAUGAAACACAAUCCUGAGCCACAGUGACAAAGAACUAGAAGAAAUAGUAUUUAAAAAGACAUAUAUGCCAAUGACAAUAUGAGAG